AUGUACAUAUGGUUAAUAAUAUUUUUUCAAACACUUGUAUUGAAAAGUAAUCAGGAAAAUGUUGUGGGAAAAGUUAAUCAGGAAAAAGAUGUUGUUGUUAUAAAUCCGCCAUUGGAUGUAUAUAAUAAUAAUGAAACUCUUUGCUUUGGAGUUAAGGAGGAAGCAUGUAGUUUGCUUCAAGAAAAAGAAACCUGUUUGUGUAAAACCUUGAAUAAUGAUUCUGUUUUUUGCUGUCACAUAACUAAUCCUUAUCAAUUAAACAAUAACUUACGAUGUGCAGAUAACCGGGGUGUAGAAUGUCAAACCCUCAUGCAGUACCUCACAGAAAAUCCUCAAACUGUUUUUUUAAAUGUUGAUUCUACUUAUUGCUUCUCUUCUAAAAAUUUUCACUGGUUUAAUUCUAUUGCCCAAGUUCCCUUAUCCCAGGUACUCAUUUUAAGAAAUAUACAAGAGAGUUGCACGAAAGGUUGUACCUGUCGAUCGUACAGGUUAGAUAUGGUAUCGGGUAAACAUCCAACAGUGUCAGUUCUUGUCGAUUGUUCUUCAUUGGGUUUGAAAAAACUACCAGAAUAUUUACCAAAAAAUACUAUUUCGUUAAAUGUAUCUUAUAAUAACAUAACGAGUUUGGAUCCUUUAACUUUUGAUGAAAAUUAUAAAGACAUCAGAGAAUUUUAUGCCGAUUAUAAUCAAAUUUCAUCAAUUUUAGCUUUAGAGGGAUCAAAAUUUAUUGAUAAUUUCCUAGUCCUUAGUUUACGAGAAAAUAAUAUUAAAUCUUUGCCAACAUAUAUAUUGUCAAAUACUUUUGAUAGAAAUUAUCAUAUUCGUCGUGUUAAUUUAGGAGGAAACAGACUGGUGUGUAAUUGUAGUGUGGCUCAAGUUGUUAAAGUUUGGCUCUUGAGUAAUAAAAAACAUAUACCUGAUUAUGAUCAAUUACUAUGUGAUAAUACUGGAGAAAGAGUAAUGGCGUUAGACCAGAAUAAAGCAUGCAUGUAUCAAAGAGACUGGACAGAUUAUAUAUAUUAUAUGAUUGCUGGAGAAAUUGGACUUUUGCUUCUUUUGGUCGGAAAGGUGUCCUACGAUUAUUGGGUUUUUAAAACUACUGGUUACCUUCCUUGGCCUGCAUCUAAAAUGCCAAAAUUACCAUGUGAUUGGGUUUUAGAAUAA
This is a messenger RNA of Pediculus humanus corporis (human body louse), 1164 nucleotides long. RefSeq names its product protein halfway, putative. Lineage: Eukaryota; Metazoa; Arthropoda; Insecta; Psocodea; Pediculidae. The record is from RefSeq and is a predicted model, not a curated record. The transcript has 6 exons. Bases 1 to 1164 code for a protein of 387 amino acids.